This is a messenger RNA of Frankliniella occidentalis (western flower thrips), 2737 nucleotides long. RefSeq lists its product as uncharacterized. The record is from RefSeq and is a predicted model, not a curated record. NCBI's taxonomy places the organism in Eukaryota, Metazoa, Arthropoda, Insecta, Thysanoptera, Thripidae. The coding region runs from base 1 to 672 and encodes 223 amino acids. The transcript is spliced from 4 exons.
AUGGUACUUAUGACUGAUUGUGCAGGCUUUUCCUUCCAUUCAGACCUAACAUUCCAUGGAGCCGGCGCCGGGGAUCGCCGGGAAGCCGGGGAUGGACGGCACGGCGGGGAUGGCCGGCACGGCGGGGACGCCGUCGGGCAGGUUGGGGAUGGACGGAAUGCCGGAGGGCAGAGAGCCGCCUCCGAAGUUAGCUGCGAGAGAGAGAGAGAGAGAGGAAGAGGUGAGAGGAGGGGUUCCCCUUUGGUGGGCGCGCUGCUGCUACUGUUCCUGCUGACGCAGGUCGCCUCGAAACCUACCCUGUCGCUGGAGACCCGACUCGAGGCCCGCCGCCUGGCGCAGAGCCUCCAGGACUGGCUUCAGGAGGACAGCCGCGGCCAGGGACCUCCGCAGGGCCCGGGGGCCGGAGGAGGGGGCGGGGAGCGCGGAGGGGAGGAGCUGGAGGCCGACAGCGCAGAGCAGCGCUCCUGGGAGUUCGUGCCCACCGGAUCGAAGCGCGCGCUCUCGGUGCUGUCGCGCUUCACGCCGUUCACCUCGCUGGGCACCUCGCGGCGCAUGGGGCGCUUCCCCGUUCGCUCGCGCGGCCCCUCCGCGCCCAGGGACUACAUCUCGGCGGAGACGCGCGGCGAUUUCAGCGACCGGCCGUCCGGACAGCCGCUGCGCUGGGGUCGCUAGGGCAGCGGACGAGCGGGACCGCGCCCUCGGCAGCCUCAGCCACAGCGUCAGCGGCGACUGGGUCAUGUUGUUAUUUUUCGUUUUAAUUUCGUUAUUUUGUUCGUAUCCGGUCUGGUGUAACCCUGUGUCAAAGAUCAGUCGGCAGGUGGUGGGGCUUAGCGACCUUUCGAAGGUACUGUCGGUUUUCAGACGCCUCACCAAAAGGCAGAGGAUAGAGUCAAGCACUCAUUGCCAUUGGGACCGUUUGGAAAUGUUUCGCACCAUUAGGAAGGUGUUGAGUCCCGCCUUUACUUAUCGUAGAGAGAGUGACAAAUUAUAAUUCCAGGGUACCUCGUCAUAUCUACACACAAUGAUCGUUGUUGAAUAUUAUCUGAGCUCGUGCGAUCAAAUAAGUAGGUUUCCGCAGGCCAACAUGUGAAGUGUGUUUUCGAGUGUAUCCAGACACCUUGUUCUGAAUUAAUUCGACUUUGGACGCCAAAAGUUCGAUUGAUAUUAGACUGUAAAUUUCGAGUUCCUUAAUAAGAUUAGUCGAUCACGUCAGAGGACUGAUUAAUGCUCUGGGCUUAACGCCAAACGAAAACGAAAGCCUACUUUUCUUCGCUCUUUGCUUCUAUGUGAAAACGUCCAAACGAUGUUAGCGCUAAAAUAUCUGGCGCACUAAGCAUAUUGUACAUCAGCCAUAUUUAUCAAAUUAAUUCCUUACGUUCGUUUUGAUUUUAUUUUAAUUGGCUGGCCAAUAAUAACAAUUUUAUUCGAAUAGACAAUCUAAAUUGAUAUACUUUCCCAAUUAUUGCCCCAGCUUGUUCUGGAUGGAGCUCGGAAUGAGGCAAUCAGUCACUCGAGGGGCAGAAUGCCUGGGUUAGCCCCGCUCAGCAUCCUGGUCCUGGUGUGCUGGACUGGAAGAUAACCCAGGGAGCAGGGCUGCGCCUAGAAAGCGCAUUUUCGGCGUGUCAAUGCACUUAAAAAUGCGCAAAAAAUGUAGGCCUUGCUGUCUGGGAUACUCGAGAUUGGAGUUCCAGAGCAGGCAGCUGCUUCCUUGCUGAAGCCCAAGCCAGCCUCAGAAUCUCGCAAACAUAGGGUCCUAACAAUUUAAAAAACUAAAAUAAUAAUAUUUCUUAAAAAUGCUACUCUUUUGUAGGCGAGAUUCUUUUAAUAUUGCUUGUCGUUAGUUUGAAUCAUAUGUGCCAAUGGUAUUUACGAGCUCCUUGUGAAGCGAGACAGUUGUAACAUAAACUCAAUCAGAGUGCAUGUUAUUUUAAUAAUUUUAAAUAUGGUUAACUGUAGAUACAAGAGUCUUGCUGAACCUCAUGACUUCCAUUGAUAAGGUUCCUGACCCCAAGAUCCGACAUCAUUUGACAGUGUACCUUAUGCAUACACAAAUACAAAUUAAGGCAUGCACCGCUGUAAGGCAAGGCAGGCGAACUUAAUAGAAACCGCUGUUGUUUGUCCAUAUUGUAGUUUUUCCUAAGGCAUGAAUGAAUAGAGUCAGUGAUCAGUAAAAUUUUUGUAUAGACUUUUACUUUCGAAUGACUUCUGCCUCCUGCAACUGUGCAUAUUCAUGGGUUGCUUACCCUUAUGUAGGUGUAACUCGGUACCAGAAAACUGCAGUUUGAUUUUAUGCCUUGCUGCGACCCCGGGGAAGUUUGCCAAUGGGCAUCGUACUAAGUCCAAAUACAGUCAUAGCUUCUUAUAAAAAUGUAAUUAAUCUGUGGCAAUAAAUAUUGACAGUGUACAUACUCGACUAUGAUCAGAGACGUAUUAUUGUUUUAUCUAAUCCUUCUCUGCAUUGGCAUUGAGGUUUUGGAAAGACGAAAUUCGCAAAACAUUUGUAUCACUUUAUGGCCUUAUUAUCCAUAGUUCAGUGAUGUCAAAAAACUGUAUUCUGUGAGUAAUUAUCUUUUGUUGUCUGCUUGCUUUUAGCAUGCACCUUUUGUUUAUUGAUGUUUUAUCUGUUAAGACAUCGUGAUAUUUUCUAAGCUACUUACGUAACACGCCUUUCUGUACUGUCCAGCCACUAUGUACAAAGUGUAUUCUUUCAAAUAAAACAUAAGUACGUACGCAUUGA